Rattus norvegicus (Norway rat) is the source of this 2051-nucleotide messenger RNA. It is a transcript of the gene Cfap97d1, whose product is annotated as CFAP97 domain containing 1. Gene Ontology annotation, biological process: sperm axoneme assembly. The record is from RefSeq and is a predicted model, not a curated record. NCBI's taxonomy places the organism in Eukaryota, Metazoa, Chordata, Mammalia, Rodentia, Muridae.
GACCCCUAGUGGAUUACUUAAUCUUAGCCUGUUUGCUAGCGACUAAAAGGGAGGAAAGGGUUAUACGUCACGAUAGCCGUUUGAGUAGCUAUACUUUUGGAGAUCCGAAAGUGUUUUAUAAAUCUGUAGCUUUUGAGUGUAAACACAAUGUAAGUGGAGAAUUCUCACACCUAACCUGUGACGGGUCACAGUCAAAACACAGGUGCACUAAAAAUUACCGUACAAAAUACAAAACUAAAUUCAGGAUACGUUUAUAUGUGAAGCGUUAAUGGAUUUAGACUUGGAUCCAUUCCCAAAAUAUCUGACUCUAUGCAUUAAACAUUAGAAAAUCCCAAACACUUCUGUCCCAAGCAUUGCAGUAAAGAAUAUGCAACAUCUAAUUCUUAAGAAUCGCUGGAAAGGUUCCAGAAGCAUUCAAGGGGCUGGGGAAGUUCCUGGGCUGGUAAGGUACCUAGCAUGCACAAAAGCCUUAGUUCAGUUCCGAGCGCGGAAUGAACAGGCCUAGCAGUACCAGAAGCACUUAGUGGCGACUGUGUCGAACACUCACUGGGCCUGCGUCCUUGGCUGUGGGCUAGUGUGGAGGUAAAUCUUUCCUGGAGCAGCUGCUAUCCCACUGUGAGCCACAUGGUGUCAGUACUGAUCCUCUCCCGAGUUUCCACUGAGUGCAAAGUGUCUACAGUAUCUCACUUCAAUUAAAGCCUCUCUCCACUGGCCAGGGAAAAUGGCCCGGUCCCUAACUCCAAAGGGACAAAUACAGUCUCCAAAGAGCAGGACUCCACAUUCUGUCUCCUAUUAAGAUUUGUUUUCUUUGUGCAUUUGUUUUAUUUCAUACUUUCUUUCUUUUGAGGUCGGGUCUCUCUCCUGGACCUGGCUUUGAACGUUCUCUAUAACCAAGGAUAACUUGGAACUCCAUCCUCCUGCUUCUGUUUCCCAAGUGCUGGUAUUGCGAGCGUGUGGCGUCUCUCUGGGUUACAGUAACCCAGCUUUCGAGUCUCCGCUCUUCAGGGAAACCUUACAGGGAACUGUGACUUUCUUAGCUCCUAGCUCAAAGGGCAGAAUGAGGGCUGGAUUUCCUCCCUUCUUGUGCCUCUGCCUGUGCUCAGCAGAGGCUUCCACACCAUACCUUUUCCUUUCUCCUCCAGCCUUGGAAAAAACAUCUACUUUCCAGGCACGUGGAGAGCUCCAAAACCUUAGCACAGAACUGUAAAAGCUUCAGGGGAGAAGGGAAGCGCCACUUACCUUGAUCGGAUCAUCGUAACACAGGGCAUAUAAACACUGGGUUGUUCCACACCCCAUCGCCAUAUAUAAAUUUUACCUUGACUUAAAAUGAAAACUUUUAGGAGGUGCCCAGAGAUAGCCAGGCAUGCUCUUCUCCUUUUCCUCCACUGAGACUUGUCCCUGAUGUCAUAACUGGCUAACUAUGACACCUUACCACGGGGAGAGCUAAGUGCCUCACAGAGAAGCCAAGGUGUCUCACUUUUGAAGUUAGACUAGAAGAUGAACAAUUCCCUGGAUUAUCUGGCCUAUCCCGUAAUAGUCUCUAAUCACAGGCAAAGCACAAACUUCAGGAAGAAACUGGACUUUGGCCACUACAUAUUGCACAAAAAUAGAGUUCAAAUAGUGAAGCCUGCCGUGGAUACCAGUCCUCCAAUGGCGCACACACAUUAUAUUUUAAAACUGAGCAAACUCCAGGGUGAACAAAAGAGAAUCGACAAAAUUGAAUAUGAAAAUAAACAAUUAUGUCAGAAAAUUGCGAACGCCCAUCGAGGCCCUGCCAAGGUGGACUGCUGGAAUGAGUAUCUUUCAAGAAGAAUUCAAGGCGAUAUAUCAGAAACACAACACGAUAUCUUCUCUUCCAAGAAGAAUAGCAAAACCUCGCUGUCCAGAUGACACCUGCCCCGGGGAGCCCCAUCCUCUCUACUCCCACAGAUCUCCUAACAGCUGUGAACUUACCUUGUCCUAGGAGGAGGGAAGGUACUUCAAUACCUAUAAUCCACACCCAGUUACCCCCUCAUCUGGUAAUUGGCUAAAAAUAUGGAGUAAGCAGAAAA